UUACAUUAAAAAAAAAAAGUCGAUUUAUAACUGCGCUCUCUCUAAAUCUUAGAUAAAAGAAAAAAAAAAAAAAAAAGGUGAUCGGAGAAUCGAAGUCUUUCGAAUUCUUGGGAGGAAAUCGUCAAAAUUCGGAGUAUUCAAUCUGGAAAUCUGAUCCUUGACCUCUUUAGUAUGCGCUAUGCAGAGAUUAAAGGCCUCAGGAACUUCGAUUGUAAGCUCGAUUUCAGCUGCUGGGUUGAAGAGGAAGGCCGUAAAUUCAUGGACGGCCGUUCAGGAUACUUUCUAUUCUACCAAGGAUGUAUUCGAAAGGCACAGGGUGGUUUUUACAGUCGGGACUUCUGUUGCAUCAGUCGCAACCGCCUGGAUUGGGUACACUUUACGCCAUUAUCAUGACAUCCAAGUUGACAGAAGACUUGAAUCUAUUGAGGAAGCUAUGAGAACAAGGCAUCAACUUGAGCAUUCUGAACUUACAAAGGUUGUUAAUGCAGGAAAGAUCAGCGUGCCUGCUUGCUUUGCUACUGCUGGAACUAGUUUGAUUAUUGGAUACUGUUUGGGAUGGCGAGGUGGGAAACAGUAUGCAAACAAGCAGUUUAGAAGAGAGCAGAUGAAGUUGUUGGGGGAGAUUAAACCUAGAUGGUCAUUGCUCACGAGGCUAAAACCUAAAGAACUGAUCUUUCCAUUUAGGAGAUCAUCUGGCAAAGCUGGGAUGCAAGAAAGUGGCAGCCAAAUACGGAACAAAACUCUAAAAGAUGCUGCAGCACAAGAACAUUAGGAGAGAGUCAACCAGUCCCAAUCAAUAGCAUCAUGAGGAAAUGGUGCAAUGCCCAUAAUCAGAGAGCUAUCUGUUCAGUGGGGUAAAGUCUCAUUCUUCUUUUGUCAAUUGAAAAUAUGUAGGAAGUGAGGAUUUUCUUUUUUCAAUACUAAUCUUAGUUUAGAAACUUCUUUAACAAUAUAAGUUAUCAUUUUUGUUUUCGAAAUUUUUUUAUUAGAUAGCUUGUAAAGUUUCAUACACAUUGAUGACAUCAUUGGUCACAAUUUUUUUAUUUCGGAAGGAAGCUUAGUCUCAUUGGCAUGAGUGCCAAAGCUUUGUACUGAAUUUUGUCUCAAACUGGUGUUAAUUUUUGUUUCAAGCAAUAACAGUGUAGAAGUUUUUCUUA
Messenger RNA from Cucumis melo (muskmelon), 1157 nucleotides. RefSeq lists its product as uncharacterized. The record is from RefSeq and is a predicted model, not a curated record. The transcript is spliced from 5 exons. Bases 179 to 772 code for a protein of 197 amino acids. Lineage: Eukaryota; Viridiplantae; Streptophyta; Magnoliopsida; Cucurbitales; Cucurbitaceae.